AUGGACACUACAAAUCCACCUUUGGCUGGUGCUGAUGAUUUUGAUAUGUUUGCUAAUGAUGAUGAGUAUGCAGCCACUGAACCAUCUUCAGCUGAAAAUACUGCACUUAGGAAACACUGGAGAAACGUCGGCUUGGCCUUUAACUGCAUAUUUCUUCUGUUUGGAUCUGUUAUCCAACUUAUAGCUUGUGCAAGCAAUAUAUAUUACAUAAAUGAUAAUCUGGACAAGAGGACUUGGACAUACAUAUUCGGAGCAUGUUGUGCAACCACUGUCUUUAUUCCCCCAUUUCACAACUACAGAAUCUGGUCCUUUUUGGGUCUUGUUAUGACCACUUACACUGCUUGGUAUCUAACAAUUGCUGCAAUCCUUCACGGUCAGAUGGAAGGAGUUAAGCACUCGGGUCCAAAUAAAAUGGUGCUAUAUUUUACUGGGGCCACAAACAUUCUCUACACAUUUGGGGGCCAUGCCGUUACUGUGGAAAUCAUGCACGCUAUGUGGAAGCCACAAAAGUUCAAAGCCAUAUAUUUAAUGGCUACCCUUUAUGUUCUGACACUGACCCUUCCAUCAGCAGCAGCAGUUUAUUGGGCAUUUGGUGACAUGCUUCUAAAUCACUCUAAUGCUUUGAUGAAUUCAAAGAAGAAAGAUGAAGCUCAUAGUGGUAGCGGCACAAUUGUGAAUAGGGAUGAGAGUAGUCAUCCGAGGGAAGAGGGUAGAGAGUGA
Messenger RNA from Lathyrus oleraceus (garden pea), 720 nucleotides. Its product is annotated as auxin transporter-like protein 5. Lineage: Eukaryota; Viridiplantae; Streptophyta; Magnoliopsida; Fabales; Fabaceae. The coding region runs from base 1 to 720 and encodes 239 amino acids. The transcript is spliced from 6 exons. The record is from RefSeq and is a predicted model, not a curated record.